CUCCUCCUCCUCGGUUCGCGUCUUUGAUUCAAAGCUUCUAAAAUGGAUAAUUAGGGAUUUUUCAAAAUUUCUGAAUUCGAUUCGAUUCCGUUGCAAUGGUGGAGAGACGGAGUCCUCUCGUCCUCUCAUCCACCAGAGCCACACUCCGCUCAGUGCUCAAUUCUCUUCAACCCGUCGCUUCCGGCGGCGCCCGAGCUUCGAAUAGCGACGGGAUUAGGUUGCCAGCUGGCAACGGGACGGAGUAAAUGAUUCCGAUUCAAAGUUCGAUUCUUUUGAUGACUCAGCAUUGGUUGGACUCUCGACUCAAUCGCUCAAGAGACUUUCCAUCAACGCUGGCUCUUUGUAUUCAAUAAUGCAAGGUUGUUAUCAACAACAUCGACAUAGGCAUCCAACGGAUCGCGCAAGUCGUUGUACUUGAUCCUCCUCCCAAGACGACGACGUUGGAUGAUGCUUCUCUCGUUUUGGACUCUCUCCAUACAAUGCUUGUCUUUCCUACUUACGAUUUGAUGAUGAUGACUCAGCAGUUACUAGCUCAAGAGGUUCAAACAUUUGUAUUCAGUGUAGUCAAAGGCUAUGCUCCAGAAGCGAGGACUUUAUAUAUUUCAAGGUUAUCGCGAUGGAACCAUCUAAUGAGAGGUUUCUUCGAGUCAAUCACUACCAAACCGCUCUUGUACUUGGAGGAACGGUCUCUUCUGGUCUUCCACCGGAUUUGCUGGUUUCUAGAUCAAAGGUUCCUAUGCCUUUGCAGGAGGACGCAGUAAAUGUUUUGGCGUCGGUGCUUUCUCCACCUCUCUGCCCAUCAGCACUCUCCUCAAAGCUCAGGGUUGCUGUUUUACUACAUGGCCUGCCUGGGUGCGGGAAGCGAACUGUUGUUAACUAUGUAGCUAGGAGGUUGGGCCUGCAUGUAGUUGAAUAUAGCUGCCACAGUUUAUUAGCAUCAUCUGAAAGGAAAACAUCUACUGCUUUGGCACAGACUUUUAAUAUGGCACGAAGGUUUAGACCAACGAUACUUCUGCUCCGCCAUUUCGAUGUUUUUAAAAAUCUGGGAUCUCAGGAUGGCUCCCAGGGGGAUCGAGUUGGUGUGGCCUCUGAGAUUGCAUCGGUUAUUAGGGAACUCACUGAGCCAGUUUCUAAUGGUGAAUACAGUUCCAUGGAAGAAGAAUCGAAUGACAAUUCCUCUGUAGAUGAAGUUGGGAAGUUUAGGGGACACCAGGUGUUGUUAAUUGCAUCUGCUGAAAGCACUGAAGGUCUCUCUCUCCGACAAUCAGGCGUUGCUUUAGCCAUGAGAUACGGAUGAGUUCUCUAAAUGACGAACAGAGAUCUGAGAUGCUGUCUCAGUCACUCCAAGGCAGCUAAGCGAAAGGUGAGAAAGAGAGGAUUAACACUUUUUAAAGACUGUAAUAUAAGCCUCUAGUCUUAUCGAAACAAUGUUCAAUCUCCGCUUCCGUGGCAAAUUUCUACAGGUCUUGAACUCAGAUUCAGAGGAGUCUCUUCCAGAAGACGAUCCAGAUUCUGUUGUUGUAGAGUAUGUGGAUUUUAUAAAGGCGAUGGAUCAGCUUUCGCCAUCACUAUCCCAUAAGUGAAAUUAAGAAGUAUGAGGCGCUUCGAGACCAAUUUGAAGGCCGUUCCAGCUAAAACUCCUCAAGUCAUAUUAGCAACGAAAUAAAAAAAAAAAGUAGCAUACAGAUUACAGAGCUAAAACCUUCCAUGUACAUAUGACAUUAGCACAAUAAUAAAAACCUUUUUGAUUUGGGUCAGAGAAUCUUAAUUGGUUCCAAAUUUGUUGUAGACAGCAUAUCCUUUUCAUAAGGAGAUUAUCAAGAUUUAACUAUAGUUUGUCGGAAAGAACCAACUUUUUAAACGCUGACAUCAUCAACGUCACAUGGAAGUUUGCUUUGUUUGUGGAAGCUGGUCCGAACUCGUUUUGAUGAAUUAUUUGUGUUUUUGAGUAAAUUCUCUUCUUUUUAAAAAAAAAUUGUUGGAGAAAAUAGCGAUAAAGAGAUAAUGAGGAGGAAUCUGAAAACUCAAAUUUUGAAUUUCUGAAACCAAAGUGGGGAAUCUCGUUUCCAUCUUUGCAAGUUUUUCUUUUUUUUUGCAUCUCCAGAUUCUUCAGGUGAGCUCCAAAUUCGUAUGAUUGGAAGAUUUGGCUUCUGCGAUUUGGGUCGGAUAAAGGUUGGAUUUUUAGAUGAUUUCGAUGAGCAACAGCUCUGCUGCGAGAAGAGAAAUAGGGAUAGGGUUUGGUGGAACUGAGGAAGAAAUGAUGGAAGACAGCGACUUUGAGGAAGAUAGCAUUCAUUCCUAUGUUUCUUGCGUUGACCCUGAUGUUGCUCUCUCUUAUAUUGAUGAGAAGCUCGAGAAUGUAUUGGGACAUUUUCAGAAGGAUUUUGAAGGAGGUGUCUCUGCUGAGAAUUUGGGUGCAAAGUAUGGUGGCUAUGGUUCAUUUUUGUCUAUGUAUCAAAGAUCUCCUGUUUGUAAGAGUCCACCACCACAAGCUCAACACCAAGUGGUGAGUGGAUCUAAAUGCUCAGCUUCAUCGGCUGCACCCCAAGUAGCAGUAUCUGGUUCCACCUCUAAAGCUCUUCCUGCGUCCGAUGUUUUGGUCAAUUUGAAAAAACCUGUUAGCAAACAAAAAUCUGCCACUAAACCUUCUUCUUCUGGUCCAUUGAAUCAUAAGACAUUCAGACUCCGUAUUAAAGUUGGUUCAAGUGACCUCUCCUCACCUAAAAACGUUUCAACCUAUAAUAGUAAACAAGGCUUCAAUAUACCACCAUCAACUUCAGAAGGUGAAGAAGGGUUACUUAAUAGGAUUCAAGAUUCGCCGACUAAAAUUCUUAUGGCUAUGGUGUCGUUCCCUUUGCAUAAAGAUCAACUUUUGUCACCUCUCUCUGAUGAUAUUAUUCAGUUAGGAAAGAAAGAAAAGAUCAUGACAGAUGCUGGAUAUGUUGAUGUCAAAAAGUCAGACUCAAAGCCUGAACUGGAAAAGGUUAGUAAGAGUGAGACAAGGAAUGAAGACCAAAUAUUGAAGUCAGAGCUGCCUGAAGCACAUAAGUCACAAAAAGGUUCAAGCAGGAAUAGUUUGAGAGGCAAGGACACUGCUGUAAGUAAUACGGCUGUAGUAGAUAAAUAUCAAGAAGAUAUUGGAGGAUCCGAAGAUGUGUGUGAAGGACUCUUUGGUGAUUCAGGAGAAUCAAAAGAACAAGAACAAAGUAGCCUGGUUAUUGAAGCUAAGAAAGAAAAGCUUUCAGAAGAAAAUGCAUUGAAGGAGAGUUUAGACAGUGUUCAAAGUGAUGAAGAGGCAUGUAAGCUUCUUCCUUUGGGAGUGGGACCUGAAAGAGAACUUUCUGGGACUUGUAAGAAACCAAAGACUGGAAAAUCACGUUUCUCUUCUGUAGAUCAACCUGGCUCCAACAAAACUCUGGACGGUGUAAAUAAAACUAUGAUCACUCAAGCCUCAGGCCAUAAAGUGAAGGAUAUUGCUAAGGCUUACUCGCAUGAUAGACAUGAAGACAGAAAGAGGAAACAGGAGGAAAACAAAGUAAGUGGAGAUUGUAUGAGAGAAGCUGCAGUAAUGGAGUCAAGUGGAGAGAAAGUUAGAAAGAAAAAGAGGCUUAAGGGUUCAAGUUGUGAUGUAAAAGAGUUGCCUUCCAGUAAUGAAAGUUGUGAUAGGGACAGAGGACGUAGUCAGGAAAAUGGUAGAGAUAGUGAAAUGAUCAAAACUAGUGUCCACGAAGCUAAAGGUUCGCUAGUUGACUCACCAGCUCCUUCAGCCUUAGACCCACGUGAGCUUAAACCAGGAAGAAACUCAGAAGGGGAUGAACACCAUGAUACUGAAUCUAGUGCUGGUGAUACGUUAAAAAGAUGCCGAGAUGGUGAAGGUUAUAGCACUAUGGAUAACCCAGGGACAACAAAGGAGGUUGCACAAAGUUCCAAGGACACUGCUGUUGAAGUAAAGACAAAAGAAAGUAGAAGCAAGAAAAGACCUACUAGAAAAGUGUCUACGGAGAGUAAUAAAGAAGGCUCAAGGGAAUAUCAAGAUCCUGAUACUAAGCUAGAUACAAAUGGUAGUCAUUUUCAUUCUCCACAGAACUCUGAUAGAGCCAAAACUAUUCGUGGGAAGAGCAACCACUUGGAAGUAAUCGCUGAGAAAUUAAAGAAUAAACCAUCUCCACCAGUUGAAGUCUUGGGCCACGGCACUGAGAUAUCAAAUACAAAGGAACACAUGAUGAGAAAUGAUAAUCACAGUUCACUAAACCAAAAGCAGAAUGGAAGUACGCAUAAGGAUGAUGUUGGCUCAAGCCCUUUGAAAAAGGAAUCCACGUGUCAGACUGCCUCCAACUCAAUCAAAGAGGCUACAGAUUUAAAACACAUGGCUGAUCGUCUUAAGAAUGUUGUGUCCAAUCAAGAGAGCACUAGUGUUUACUUUCAGGCAGCGCUUAAAUUUCUUCAUGGUGCCUCUCUUUUGGAGUCCUCUGGUAGCAUUGCCAGAUCCAAUGAUAUUUAUGGCAGCACAUCAAAACUUUGCGAGUUCUGUGCUCAUGAAUAUGAGAAAAAUAAAGAUAUGGGGGCAGCUGCUCUUGCUUAUAAAUGUAUGGAAGUAGCAUAUCUGAGGAUAACUUAUUCCUCCCAUGGAAACAUAAACAGAUACCGGUCUGAGUUGCAAGCAGCUCUGCAAGAGAUUCCUUCAGGUGAAUCUCCUUCCUUUGCUUCUGAUGGUGAAAAUCCAAACCAGACACUGGCAGCAGAGAAGGCUGCCUUGUCCAACACUGUGAGGUCAUCUCCUAGAGUAACCGGAAAUCAUGUUCUCUCUUCAGGAAACAACUCCUCUCUUUCACAGCUUUUGGCAUUUUCACAAAACGUAAGCUAUGCUAUGGAUGCAUCAAGAAAAGCACAGACAACGUUUGCAAUUGCAAAGGGAAAAUCGUCUGACACUCGAUACAGUAGUAAUGGCAUAGCAUCCAUCAAAAGGGCUCUUGAUUUCGAUUUUCAGGACAUGGAGAAACUGUUGCGUGUGGUGAGGCUUGCAAUGGAACCAAUUAACAUGUGACUGUGAGUUGUGAACUUAUGAUCCUACCAUGUAAAAGUUAAGAUUAUCACCACAGACCAUACUGACUGCAGAGAAGAGAAGGGGAAGCUGAUCGUUGAGUUUUUUGCUUGGAUAAUUGAAGACUGUAUAAACUUAUUUCACUUCUAAAGUGUAUAGUGUUAAGGACCUUUGAGUGUUGUAGCGUAUAGUAUAUACAUAAUGUAAGACAACUUUAGGAAAGGGUUAAUGAUAGUCUUCAAAAUGACUGGAAGGAAAAUUACUCUGGCUUUGUAGCAAUUGUUUCUUGAAUCAAAGGGUUUUUUCUAUUCGUUUCAA
This is a messenger RNA of Brassica napus (rape), 5359 nucleotides long. Its product is annotated as cysteine-tryptophan domain-containing zinc finger protein 7. Lineage: Eukaryota; Viridiplantae; Streptophyta; Magnoliopsida; Brassicales; Brassicaceae. The transcript has 16 exons. Bases 2186 to 5044 code for a protein of 952 amino acids. The record is from RefSeq and is a predicted model, not a curated record.